Acanthosepion pharaonis is the source of this 468-nucleotide messenger RNA. NCBI's taxonomy places the organism in Eukaryota, Metazoa, Mollusca, Cephalopoda, Sepiida, Sepiidae. The record is from the annotation of a GenBank genome assembly.
AUGAAGCCAUCUCUUCUCUCUAUAAAGACAACCAUGAAGCCAUCUCUUCUCUCUAUAAAGACAUCUAUGAAGCCAUCUCUUCUCUCUAUAAAGACAACUAUGAAGCCAUCUCUUCUCUCUAUAAAGACAUCUAUGAAGCCAUCUCUUCUCUCUAUAAAGACAUCUAUGAAGCCAUCUCUUCUCUCUAUAAAGACAUCUAAGAAGCCAUCUCUACUCUCUAUAAAGACAACUAUGAAGCCAUCUCUUCUCUCUAUAAAGUCAUCUAUGAAGCCAUCUCUUCUCUCCAUAAAGACAUCUAUGAAGCCAUCUCUUCUCUCUAUAAAGACAUCUAUGAAGCCAUCUCUUCUCUCUAUAAAGACAUCUAUGAAGCCAUCUCUUCUCUCUAUAAAGACAUCUAUGAAGCCAUCUCUUCUCUCUCUAAAAGACAACUAUGAAGCCAUCUCUUCUCUCUAUAAAAGACAUCUAUGA